Haliaeetus leucocephalus (bald eagle) is the source of this 1173-nucleotide messenger RNA. It is a transcript of the gene MPHOSPH6, whose product is annotated as M-phase phosphoprotein 6. NCBI's taxonomy places the organism in Eukaryota, Metazoa, Chordata, Aves, Accipitriformes, Accipitridae. The record is from RefSeq and is a predicted model, not a curated record. Gene Ontology annotation, biological process: maturation of 5.8S rRNA. The transcript has 6 exons. The coding region runs from base 59 to 655 and encodes 198 amino acids.
CCUGGGCUGCUACGCGAGCGCGGGGAUCGAGCGCGGCCUGCGGGCAGCGCCGGCCGCCAUGGCCGGGGAGGUGAAGACGAAGCUGUCCAAGAACCUGCUGCGCAUGAAGGCCUGCAGCUUUCGGGGCUGCUCCUCUCCAACUCGGCCGGCAAGAGGCGAUUUCAGAGAGCUGCCACCGAAUACCGGGCUGCUUAAACGCUGGCGAGAGUUCAUGCAAAGGGGUUUGGAUUCACAAACUAAAAAACAGCUAGAAGAGGAGGAAAAGAAGAUAAUUAGUGAAGAACACUGGUAUCUUGAUUUACCAGAUCUAAAGGAGAAAGAGAGCUUUGUAAUAGAAGAGAGGAGCUUUAUGCCAUGUGAGGAUCUACUGUAUGGCAGAAUGUCCUUCAAAGGAUUCAAUCCAGAAAUUGAGAAGUUAAUGAUCCAAAUGAACUCUAGGUGCAAGGAAGAAGAAAUCGAAGUGGAUGAUAAAAUGGAGGCUGAUGUGUCAGAUGAAGAAAUGGCCAGAAGAUAUGAAACAUUAGUGGGAACAAUAGGGAAGAAAUUCUUGAGAAAGAGAGACCAGCGUGUACUCCAGGAUGAAGAUGAAGAUGGGAGUAGUAACACAAGACCUAGCAAAAAAGCUAAGAAAAAGUUCUUAAAACCUCAGGAGUAAUGUCAACUACACAACUGGAGCUAAUAGAAAUGUUAUCUACCAAAUAAUAGUAUCACGAACUGGAGGUUGUUUGGAGUUCUUGCUGUUUAAUGCAAAGAACAGGUUUGUAAAUCUGAGUCUGUUCUCACUGAAAUUUCUACCGUCCACGUGACAAACAUUUUUCAAAGUGGAUGUGUAUAUAAUGGAUGUCAUACAUCCUUUCCCCUCUCAGCAGCUUUUAAUGUGCGGGGCACUAAUCCCAUCAGUCUUUUUAAAUGUUGUGCAUAACUAGAUUGAGUGUAAUAUGCAAUCGAGAGCAACGUUGUUUACAAUUUAUGAUAACAUCUGAAAGAAGUAUUUGGAGUAAAGACAAACUUUGUCCAAUCCAGUAAGGCAGUUCCACUUUCACUGCUUUUUUUUAUUAUGAAAGUGAAAACCUUUGCUAUCUUCAAAUUGAAAAAAGUCGGCAGAAACAUGUUUGGGGUUCUUUGUUUUGGUUUUUUUUUUUACUGUGCUAAAAAUAAGAUGGGAAAAGAAUA